Messenger RNA from Momordica charantia (bitter melon), 978 nucleotides. RefSeq lists its product as uncharacterized. Lineage: Eukaryota; Viridiplantae; Streptophyta; Magnoliopsida; Cucurbitales; Cucurbitaceae. The record is from RefSeq and is a predicted model, not a curated record.
AUGAGCUCGUAUGAUGGGUCUGGGGAUCCGAUCUCGUAUGUAGAGGUAUUCGAAGGAAAAAUGGAUUUUUUGGCAGUAAGUGACGCUAUGAAAUGUGGAGCAUUCCAGAUAACGCUGGAAGGCUCGACUAGACUAUGGUACCGACAGUUGAAGUUGAGGUCAAUCGACAGCUAUCAACAGCUGAGAAGGUUAUUCAUCAAUCAGUUCUCAACCAGGCAGUUUUUGAAGUUGCCGCUCUCUCACCUCGGAACAGUGAAGCAACGGGACAAUGAGUCCUUUACGGUGUACAUCGCUCGGUUCAUGGACGAGCAUGUCAAGGUGGUGAGUUGUACUGACGAYAUUGCCAUGAUGUACUUCACAACGGGGUUGAACGACAGAAACUUGACAAUCGAGUUCGGAAGCUACCAGCCGGCCUAUCUAAACGAAAUGUUUGCUCGAGCUCGCCAGUAUAUUGACGGCCUAGAGCUGUGGAAUGCCGACGGAGCAGACGAAGUAGCCGCGGUAGAGACUGGGACCACAAGUCUCCACCCUCCAAGAAGCGGCGCGGUGAUGAUCGAAAUUCAUCUUGGCGAGUUGAUGACGACAAGAAUAAAGGUCGGCAUGAGGAAAGGGUCAUUUCAGAUCGUCGCGGGCCAAACCUUGGAAAAGCUCCGCCGACCAUCGGGAAAGCGAGACAAGCGACUCUACUGCCGAUUCCACAAGGAUCCUGGCCAUGAUACCUCCCGUUGCUUCCAUUUAAAGGAGCAAGUCGAGGAUUUGAUUCGGAGGGGUUAUUUGAAGAAAUAUGUUGGCAACAUAGAGCGAGCAUUGCCGGAAGAAUCGGCUUGGGAAGAGAAGCGAGAAAGGUCACAGUCGCCCAAACGAAGAGAGGAUCGCUACCAUUCAUGGGGUCCGAGUGGGGGGCAAUCGGGGCAGAAACACCGGGGACGGGUAAAGCCAUGCGAAGUAGCAGGGAGCAUUGAGCAAUGGGGCGGAUGA